Messenger RNA from Brettanomyces nanus, 267 nucleotides. It is a transcript of the gene SME1, whose product is annotated as mRNA splicing protein sme1. Gene Ontology annotation, cellular component: U1 snRNP; U4/U6 x U5 tri-snRNP complex; U2 snRNP. Gene Ontology annotation, molecular function: RNA binding. The transcript has a single exon. Gene Ontology annotation, biological process: mRNA splicing, via spliceosome; spliceosomal snRNP assembly. The coding region runs from base 1 to 267 and encodes 88 amino acids. Lineage: Eukaryota; Fungi; Ascomycota; Pichiomycetes; Pichiales; Pichiaceae. The record is from RefSeq and is a predicted model, not a curated record.
AUGUCUGGCAGAAAACAACAGAAGGUGAUUGUUCCACCCAUCAAUCAGAUCUUUAAAUAUCUCCAGCAGCAGUCAAAUGUCACCGUCUGGCUCUAUGAACAGGUUGGUUAUAGACUUACAGGAGUCAUUAAAGGGUUCGAUGAGUUUAUGAAUGUUGUUAUAGAUGAUGCAGUGGAGAUCAGCACGUCUAAUCCUUCAAAGACUAGGAAAUUGGGCAGAAUACUUCUUAAAGGAGACAAUAUAACGCUAAUAUCUUGUGCUCAAUAA